AUGCUGAUCAGAGGCCCUCUGAUAUGCCGCGCAGACGCUUCGGCGGAUGGAGAAAUGGAAGAGACUGCGUCGCCGAUGGAAGCCGCAUCGAACGACGUAGCCACCACCUCAACCACUACCAGCAUCACCAUCACCCCUCCUCCUGCUGCGAGACACGGCGUACCGAGAGCGGUAGCGUCAGCUCUAGAAGACCUCGACAGCGGCCGGCAGCACCAUCAUCAGGAUUCGAAGAAGGCGCUGGAGUGGGAGCGAGUGCAUCGAAAGGACAGGGAGCAGCUCGAGCUGCUCAAGCGCAAGCUCGAGGAAGAGGAGCGCAGAGCGAGGAACAGGGAGAAAAAGAGUCGCGAGGAGAAGCGCGAGUGGGAGGAAGAGAGCAUCAACCUGCAGCUGGAGAACUGUCUGCUGAAAGAGAAGCUCUUGACGCUCGACGAGGAGCUGAGGGCGAACUCGCAAGGAACCACCACCGUCUCCGCCUUCAGCGCCAAGCGAAAGCGGCAUGACGAGGCCGAACUGGUCGGCCAGGACCUCACCGACGAGAUGGACGCCGCGGAGAAGCGCAGAAAGACGACGGAGGCCCACGAAGGCGGUGACGCCGCCGCAGCGGAUGGCCAGAAAGCACUCCUUCCGGCGCUGCCCGCACCGGCCCACGUAUCCGCUGACAAGUCGUCCGCUUCUUCUUCGUCAUCGUCGACCGAGCCGACCGAUCUCUGGGCCCUGCUGUGCGCCCUCGAGGGGCACCUGCGGUCGCUCGUGCACGACCAGAAGGCCAUAGCGACACAUCAGCGCGUCCUUCUGGACAUGGCCAGCACGGUGGUCGCUACAAGCGCCGCCGACGUCACGACCGCGACCGCAGCCGACGUCGACACAGCCGCCGACAGCCUGAUAAGCACUGGUGGCAGCGAAGCCGACGUUGCCGCGCCCACCGCAGAGAGCUCCACGCCGGCAGAGAUGAUGGAAGUGGAAGGCGAAGGAAAAGACCACGCCGCUCCGGUUCUGGACGAAACCGACAAGGAGACCCGCGCCACCGUCAAUGAGACGGCGCUCAUUGCCACGAGCGAGCAGAUGGAGACGGCCGGCCCCGAACAAGCGGUCGAGCCACCCCAACAAGGCGAGACCGAGAGCGUGGCCGCCAGCGAGCCUCCGCCCGUACAAAAGUCCGAAGAGGAUCCGCAGCCCAGCCUCUGA
This is a messenger RNA of Acanthamoeba castellanii str. Neff, 1185 nucleotides long. RefSeq lists its product as uncharacterized. Lineage: Eukaryota; Discosea; Longamoebia; Acanthamoebidae. The record is from RefSeq and is a predicted model, not a curated record. The coding region runs from base 1 to 1185 and encodes 394 amino acids. The transcript has a single exon.